This is a messenger RNA of Lucilia sericata (common green bottle fly), 722 nucleotides long. RefSeq lists its product as uncharacterized. NCBI's taxonomy places the organism in Eukaryota, Metazoa, Arthropoda, Insecta, Diptera, Calliphoridae. The coding region runs from base 138 to 476 and encodes 112 amino acids. The record is from RefSeq and is a predicted model, not a curated record. The transcript is spliced from 6 exons.
AUUGAAUUUAGUUUGUAAAACACAUUUGAACCCUAAACACAGCGGUAGUAGAAGAAAGUCUCAACAAACCCAAACAACAAAUUUAAAUUGAAAAUUUAACAAAAAAAAAUCCAUUUUAAAUCAAUUUUUUUUAAAAAAUGUGUUUCAAAAAUUCCUUAUUAAAAAUACUCUUUCUCUCUGCAAUUUUCAUAAUUUAUGGUCAAGAAAUCGAGGCUCAAAGAAACGUGGGAGGUCGUGGUGUAUUACGACGUAAUUAUACGGGUAAAAAACCGGUAGUAAUACAACAUCGUACACCAGAUGCCGCCAAUUAUUAUGAUCAUGAAAAUGGUGCAAAAAUUAUAAAAUCUUCUCAUUUUGAAUUGGAUUAUACGUUGGGCCGCAAGAUCACAUUCUUUUGUAUGGCAGAAGGUAAUCCACGUCCUACUAUAACCUGGUUUAAAGAUGGCGCCGAAUUGUAUCAGCAUCGUUUCUUUUAGGUCCAUGAAUCCCAUAUAGACAAUAAUAUUAUCAAGUCGAAAAUGGAAAUUGAUCCCACAACACAAAUGGAUGCUGGUUAUUAUGAGUGUCAAGCGGACAAUAUUUAUGCCAUCGAUCGUCGAGGUUUUCGCACUGAUUAUGUUAUGGUUAACUUUUAAAAUUCUUAAAAUUUAUUCCUACUUUUUAUAUACGUUUUUCUUUUUCCAAAUUUUAUUUUAAAUAAAAAUAAACAAACUCAUAAUUGG